CUAUUCUAGUUGCUUGGAACACUUUAAGUUGAGCCCAAGUUUGGUAAUCAACAAGGUAGUUGGGGCCAGAUGUUAUAUGCUAAGAUGGAGUUUGGACCUGGAAGCUAUCUUUUACUCUUGCUGUUAGCCUUUGGACAUCAUAUUAAUGCAAUUAGUUCAAGAGCUCAGGGCUCGACGGGCAUAAAACCUUAUUUCCCUUCAGUCGGCUUCUUUGAUCAAGGGAAAGACAUCCCUGCUCAGCUUCAGAGUGAUGGUCCUGCUGGGACCGCUUCCUUGGGUUCGCCUGCUAGUCCUGGGAGUGGCUACAAUAAAGUGUCCAAGCACCUGAUCUUCCAGGGGCCAGUGAAUGAUGAUAAUGAAGACUUGCAGUCCAGAAUUGACACCAGCAUACCUUUCCAUGGCUUCACAUUACAAGCCAAGAAACCGAGGUCCCACGCACCUCCGCAGCAGGCUAGCUACCAGGUGCCCCCCAAGCCGCAGCAGCAGGCUAGCUACCAGGUGCCCCCCAAGCCACAGCAGCAGGCUAGCUACCAUGUGCCCCCCAAGCCGCAGCAGCAGGCUAGCUACCAAGUGCCCCACAAGCCGCAGCAAUAUGCUGGCUACCAGCCGCAGCAGCAGGCUAGCUACCAGGCGCCCCCAAAGCCGCAGCAGCAGGCUAGCUACCAGGCGCCCCCAAAGCCGCAGCAGCAGGCUAGCUACCAGGCGCCCCCAAAGCCGCAGCAGCAGCAGGCUAGCUACCAGGCGCCCCCAAAGCCGCAGCAGCAGCAGGCUAGCUACCAGGCGCCCCCAAAGCCGCAGCAGCAGGCUAGCUACCAGGCGCCCCCAAAGCCGCAGCAGCAGGCUAGCUACCAGGCGCCCCCAAAGCAGCAGCAGCAGCAGGCUAGCUACCAGGCGCCCCCAAAGCCGCAGCAGCAGGCUAGCUACCAGGCAGCCCCUCAGCAGACUAGCUACCCGUCACCCCAUCUGUAUCAAGACUACCAGGAGCCCCUCAAGCCCCAGCUCUACAGGGUGCCCCGCAUUCAGCAGGGUUACCAGGGGCCCCCCAAGCAGACUAGUUACCAGGGCCCCCCCAAGCAGACUAGUUACCAGGGCCCCCCCAAGCAGACUAGUUACCAGGGGCCCCCCAAGCAGACUAGUUACCAGGGGCCCCCCAAGCAGACUAGUUACCAGGGGCCCCCCAAGCAGACUAGUUACCAGGGGCCCCCCAAGCAGACUAGUUACCAGGUGCCCCCCAAGCAGACUAGUUACCAGGGGCCCCCCAAGCAGACUGGUUACCAGGCACCCCCAAAGCAGACUAGCUACCAGGUGCCCCCCAAGCCACAGCAGCAGGCUAGCUACCAUGUGCCCCCCAAGCCGCAGCAGCAGGCUAGCUACCAAGUGCCCCACAAGCCGCAGCAAUAUGCUGGCUACCAGCCGCAGCAGCAGGCUAGCUACCAGGCGCCCCCAAAGCCGCAGCAGCAGGCUAGCUACCAGGCGCCCCCAAAGCCGCAGCAGCAGGCUAGCUACCAGGCGCCCCCAAAGCCGCAGCAGCAGGCUAGCUACCAGGCGCCCCCAAAGCCGCAGCAGCAGGCUAGCUACCAGGCGCCCCCAAAGCCGCAGCAGCAGGCUAGCUACCAGGCGCCCCCAAAGCCGCAGCAGCAGGCUAGCUACCAGGCGCCCCCAAAGCCGCAGCAGCAGGCUAGUUACCAGGCGCCCCCCAAGCAGACUGGUUACCAGGCACCCCCAAAGCAGACUAGUUACCUGGCGCCCCCAAAGCAGCAGACUGGUUACCAGGUGCCCCCCAAGCAGACUGGUUACCAGGUGCCCCCCAAGGAGACUGGUUACCAGGUGCCCCCCAAGGAGACUGGUUACCAGGUGCCCCCCAAGGAGACUGGUUACCAGGCGCCCUCCAAGCAGACUAGUUACCAGGCGCCCUCCAAGCAGACUGGUUACCUGGCGCCCCCCAAGGACACUGGUUACCAGGCGCCCCCCAGGCAGCAGACUGGUUACCAGGCGCCCCCCAGGCAGCACACUGGUUACCAGGUGCCCCAAAAGCAGCAGACUGGUUACCAGGCGCCCCCCAGGCAGCAGACUGGUUACCAGGCGCCCCCCAGGCAGCAGACUGGUUACCAGGCGCCCCCCAGGCAGCAGACUGGUUACCAGGCGCCCCCCAAGCAGACUAGUUACCUGGCGCCCCCAAAGCAGCAGACUGGUUCCCAGGUGCCUCCCAAGGAGACUGGUUACCAGGCGCCCCCCAAGGACACUGGUUACCAGGCGCCCCCCAAGGACACUGGUUACCAGGCGCCCCCCAGGCAGCAGACUGGUUACCAGGCGCCCCCCAGUCAGCAGACUGGUUACCAGGUGCCCCCCAGGCAGCAGACUGGUUACCAGGUGCCCCCCAGGCAGCAGACUGGUCACCUGGGGCCCCCCAGGCAGCAGACUGGUCACCUGGGGCCCCCCAGGCAGCAGACUGGUCACCCGGCGCCCCCCAAGCAUCCAGUGUACCAGGUGACCUACAGGAUCCCGCCUGCUCAGAGCCUCUUGAGGGCUCCCAGGGCCAGCACCAUACGGUAUCUCCAUGAAUGACUUCUGCAGUCUGCAGCUUCCCGUCUGAAAAUAAACUGAUUCUUAAAAACUGUUUAGUCAUUGUCUUUGCUUCGGUUAAUAAGAAUUUCAGUGUCUUAACAUCGUUUUCUGUUUGGUAAUGAGGUUACAGGACAAUUGUCCCCUUAACUUGUAUCCUUGUUGGUGGUUCUUACUGCCCUCGCUGGCUGGUUUAAGGCGGAAGGACACUUUCAGAAAAUCUGGAGCAGAAAUGAAGCUCCUCAUCUUCUGAGGCAACCGCUUCCAUUUGCUCGAGAGCGACUGGAUACAUCCCACCUCUAUCAUACUUGUUUGCAGGCUACACUUAAAAUAUCUAAAGGACAUUUUGCUCAUGCUCUGUGUACUUUAAGGAAUGAUGGCUUUCACAUGCCUCACUGGGUCCAAGAUGAGUGCAGUUCCUCCAUUGACCUAGUAUGACGGUUUCAUUACAACCAUUUGGUAACCAGUAGUCCAGCCUGUUGGUAAACAUAUAGAUAUUUGCUGUUAGGCAUGAGUAUCCUGACUGCAGUACCAUGGACCACAAUGCGCAAAUAAAUCGAUGGCAAAAUAUAGGUGCUGAAAA
Gadus macrocephalus (Pacific cod) is the source of this 3145-nucleotide messenger RNA. RefSeq lists its product as uncharacterized. The coding region runs from base 70 to 2565 and encodes 831 amino acids. The transcript is spliced from 4 exons. NCBI's taxonomy places the organism in Eukaryota, Metazoa, Chordata, Actinopteri, Gadiformes, Gadidae. The record is from RefSeq and is a predicted model, not a curated record.